Molecule: messenger RNA, 969 nt
Organism: Lactuca sativa (garden lettuce)
Lineage: Eukaryota; Viridiplantae; Streptophyta; Magnoliopsida; Asterales; Asteraceae
Source: RefSeq, a predicted model, not a curated record
CCUAACCCUAAUACUCCACAUAUUCAUCAGCCGUCAUCUCUCCCAACAGCCGCCACCUUAUCCCUCUUAGUCACCGGUCACCACCACCAUCCACCCAGACGUUCUCCAACCACCUAACAGCCAUCGAGCGACGUUGAAGACCGACUGGGAGGGGAACGAAGCUGCAUCAGUGGAGAUUGAAGGAGUGGCGUCAUGAUGGUCGUUGUUCGUGACUCUCCAGCCGCUGCCGCCAUCGAUGUCAAGCAAGAAAGACCACCGGGAUAGUUGUUGUCGCCAUUCCUGCCGUGGCUGAGGUCGGGGACCAGUCCAUGGCGUUGUUUCAGUUGAAACACCGAAACCACCUUUGUUCCGCAACUACACCUCUGCCGCUUCCUUUCUAUUGUUACGUUGUUGCUGCUACUUCGCCACCCAAAUGCCACAGUCGCUGCCUGUUACGUCGUGGGCAGCCGAGGGGGGGAACCGUCGAAGAUUGGAGAUGGGUUUUAGGUCACUACCGUUGUCAAGUCGUUGUUGCUACCGCUGCUACCCACCACAGGUGGGUGGAGUGUGUUCUACUUUCGAAGUGGGUGUUCUGUUUAGCCGGAGAUCGCAAGGAAGAAACUGCCACGAUCGUGAAGUGGUGGUUGCCGCCAUUCACCACCGUCGGGCGUCGGGCGCCACUAGUUCGGGAAUCUGUCAUCCAGCAGUUGGGGUUGAGUUUGCGGGACUUCAACAGCGUGGGAUUGUGUCUAUGGGACUUCAGCAGUGUGAGGUACUUCGUUUUCAAAGGAAAGGAGUCGGCUCGAUCGCAGCGCAUCACACUAUGGUUUUCCGCACAUGAGAUCUUUGGGAUUACACUCUGAUAUUGUUUUAUGAUUAUAUGUUUUGACUAUUUCUACUUAGGUUUUGACAUGACAUGAUAUUAUGGAUGUUAUCUUAUACUGAUGGAUUUAUAAUAACUUAUUUAAAAAUGAAAUUUUUGGCCUUGAA